Messenger RNA from Lottia gigantea (owl limpet), 404 nucleotides. RefSeq lists its product as hypothetical. The annotation marks the transcript as partial. The transcript has 2 exons. Lineage: Eukaryota; Metazoa; Mollusca; Gastropoda; Lottiidae. The record is from RefSeq and is a predicted model, not a curated record.
AGUUCUACGAAUGCUCAAAAACGACAACACUACGGAAGCUAGCAAACCUUGGUGGUGUUCAGACAUUGGACUGCAAACUGAAAUAUCCCCGAGGAAAUCCCAUACCAUAUAUCAUCCAAUGGAAGAAAGAUGGAUUAGCACAGCCAAUCUUUAUCAAAUAUGAUGGCUACCCUGCUCAAAUUCCUCAUCAUCAAUAUCGGAAUCGCCUGGCGCUAAAGGAUGAAGUAUCACUGGAGAUUUCCCACAUCCAAGCUAAUGAUGAAGGAUGGUAUGAAUGUAAUACUAUAUUUAUUGAUGGUGCUGAAGAGAGAACUGUUAAUGGAUCUUGGAUAUAUCUUACUGUACAUUACCUCAAUUUCUUGACAACACUGUCAACAUUUAAAGGGAUCAGUUUACUGAAAUAA